Molecule: messenger RNA, 3090 nt
Organism: Aplosporella prunicola CBS 121167
Lineage: Eukaryota; Fungi; Ascomycota; Dothideomycetes; Botryosphaeriales; Aplosporellaceae
Exons: 1
Coding region: 215-2887 (890 amino acids)
Cellular component (GO): nucleus
Molecular function (GO): DNA binding
Source: RefSeq, a predicted model, not a curated record
CACCAAACCCCUCCAAAAGAGAUCCCUUCACACUACUGCUGCCCGAACGACCGGUUGUCCGCCCAGGAUCUCCACCGCAAUGGGCGUUGCUUCGCCGCGCUAAGCUGACGUUUGGGUUCCCACACCGCCAAUCACCGCCCGCCCAGCGCUGCCUCUAGCCGCUCACGAAAUCCUGCCAUCUGCCCACGUCGUGUACCACGCCGCAACCACCAAAAUGGACUCCAAGGACGCCGAACGCAGGCGUCGAAGAAAGGAGCAUGACUCCGACCUGGACAGUACAAAAUCAAGGGAUCCCGAGAGACACAAAUCCUCGAGAUCUCACCGCAGCGACCGCCCCGAGCGCACCAAGUCCUCGAGAUCCAAGGAGCGGCACCGCGACUCGAGCGACGUCGGCAGCACUCGUUCCCGACGCUCCCACUCCCACUCCAACAAAGUAUCCAUAGUCCCAGAAAUGGAUCGCCGUUCGUCUCUGGCCUCGUCCGGCAUUUCUCCGUAUCCAUCCUUCUCCAAGGCGCACAGCAAGGAGUCCCUCGGCCCCAAGGACGACGUCAAUCCUAGACAGUACGCAUACACUCCAGAGCCUACCGAUCUGGGAUCCAAGGAUGGCCAUUCCAAGGACGGCAGGAGCUCGCCAAUGCCCAAGCCAAGGCCUUCGACCAGGACUGCUGCAGCGCCUCCAAGCCCGCCUUUGACAGCCGAAGACCCAGAUCUCAAGAGAAGCAGCAGCAAAACCAGCAUGAGGAGGUCGGGAAGUAGCCACAAGUCUGACAGGGGGAAGGAAAGCGGCAGACGGAGCGCGGAUGGCGAGUCACGCAAAGCGGCCGGACCAAAGUCUGCGUCCUCCAAGUCGAGUUUGCGGCAGAGUACCGCAGUCGACGACGGCUCGGAAAUGGCUGGGAGCUCCAAGGCUUCAAAGCCGAGCACACUUCGCGAGCAUGCGCUCAAAUCCGCUUCGUCAGACUUGGGCAUUCCAGAGACAAGAUCGCAGAACAACUCCACCGUUACACAAUCUUCUGCCACGGAUUCAGACGCAACGUCCAUUGCUCCAAACCAGCCGAAGGUCUCCCAACCUCCAAUAUCUACGUCCAACCAUGACUCUUCGCCUGCUACAAUUGUCGAUUCUUCUCCGCGGACACCCACGCACCCCGCCUUCCACCCCACUGUCUACAACGUCGAGCCCGGUCGCAAGGAAACUCCGGUUAUAGAGGUACUUGGAGGAGGAUUUGGCUCACGUAUGCCAUCUGUGGACCCUUUCGCUGGUGGAUUUGGCGCACCUCCGCCUCCACCGCCACCCCCGGUCAUGGUACCUACCGACGCCCCUAGGGUAGACUACCUUCUGCAAAACGGCGGCCUUAACCACACCGUACCUAAAAUCCUUGUUGCAGCGGUCGACCCAACAGGUGGCGUUCAACAGCAGCAGCAACAGCAACAGCAGGGCGCUCCAAUGGUGCGCGCGCCACCGACAGACUCCGUUAGAGUCGUCUUUGCACCGUUUCAAAAGCUGCUGGAAGACUACACCGACGUUGUCGCGAAGAACGGCUCCAUAGCGGUCGCCACUGGAUACCGCUCUGUGGCGAGGCGAUUGCUUGACAGACUCGAAGCCGUUUUCGCUCGCAAUAUCUCUUCCGAGGCAUGUAACUGCAUCAUGUGCCGGGUAAAGAGGGAACGAGAAGACAUUGGCGAGGAGGAUACCGGUGUUAGCUGGGGCGAAAUCCUGGAAUUUGUUUCUGGUCGACGGGAGCUUCCUGCCUGGCCCCCGUUCUCUAUCGACAACGACUCCGGCCUUGGCAUUUCUAGCGGAGGCCAGGAGGCUCCCAUGCAAAAGCUGGACAUAGAUGUGCCUGAAGAGUACAAGGACCAUUACAUCAAACAAAGCAAAAAGACUAAGCUAGCAGUCCAGAAUUGGUUGGCGAGCCAACCGGAAAUCCCUUCUAGUCCUCCCCAGGAGGUAGACGAUGAGACGCUGACGUUCGCGAUGCUCACCCAUUUGGAGCAGGAAAAGAGACCGCUUUUCACCGCUCUGCUCCGAGGAAUGUCCACGCUUCCAGCAUCUCGCGCCCCUACACCUCUCAACGUGCCACGUUCUGAGCUGUUGGCUAAGACCGCAAUGGCGCUACAAAGACUGUACCGUUUGGAGAAACCCCCUAGGGACCCUGAAUGCGCUAUGUUCCUUCUUAAUCACCCGGCGCUCCAUGGAGUCCUUGCCACGAUGGCAGCAGUAAGCAACGGCGAAUGGGAAAUCCUUGUCUCGGGUCGGUUUGAUGGUUUCCUUUGGAGCGGUGCAGAGGGACAAUACGCGCCACCGACUCCAUCCAUAUCCCGUGCGGCUUCUAGAGGGCCUUCGGCGGCACCUAUUUCCCGCACGACGACGCCAUUCAGCGCUGCCGGAGUUCCGUCUCGUGGAACAACUCCAUUCAGUCCCGGAAGGCCUUCUUCCGUCGCAUCUUUUGGCGCGCCUGUCCAAAUGGACGAGGAAGUAGAAAUCGCCACACUGGCUGAAGUCGAGCGGGAGAUCUACCUAGGCAUGGAAGCGCUGGAAGAUGCAUUUGAGGCGCUACACUGCAAGGCUGAGUCUGUGCGCAGAGCUCUUCGGGAGCGCAGCGCCGGGCUGGCUAUGGCAGCACAAGCGCGUCGUGGCUCGAAUGCUGAAGAGGUGGAAGUCCGACUUGGGACACCGGCCUCUGGCGUCGGAAGCUGGAAUGGGUUCAGCUGGGAGGCCGAGACGGACGACGGUCUAGAUGGCAGAUCGGAGCUGGCCCCUGACGACUCGGCCAGCAACAUCAGCUACAACAGAAAGCGGAGAAAGGCGGCACGCAAGGAGCGAGCCACGCCGGCGCUGGUCGAGGAGGACGAAAGCGUCUAUGAGGAACCGCCGCGGAGGAGAUGACGCCCACACGAAAACCCAUAUGCUUACGAAAGCAGACGACGACAAUGAUGAUGGUUCUUUGUUGAUUUUUAUCUUGGUUCAUUUAUUUGCGUGCUCACGGCUAGCGGUUUUUUCCCUCCACGAGUUCUUGUUUGAUGAGAAAAUGCGUAGUCUGCCUCUCUAUUCCCCCCGCCAUGGCGCGUUGUUUUUCUUCGUUUGGAAAU